Messenger RNA from Penicillium cataractarum, 1524 nucleotides. Its product is annotated as leucine-rich repeat domain-containing protein. Lineage: Eukaryota; Fungi; Ascomycota; Eurotiomycetes; Eurotiales; Aspergillaceae. Gene Ontology annotation, molecular function: protein binding. The transcript has 3 exons. The coding region runs from base 1 to 1524 and encodes 507 amino acids. The record is from RefSeq and is a predicted model, not a curated record.
AUGGACAACGAGGUCCCCCUCUCCCCCACCACGGCGGAUUCGGCACCGUCGCGCCGGCUGUCGCGCUUCGACGACCGCUCCAGCCAGCCCUCGAGUGACCCGGCGCUGUUCUCGAGCGAUGACAUCCCUGCGUCUGGUCUCGAGAAUUACCAUGCGCCGGUGGCGGGCGCUGGGCGCAAGCGGCGAUACCGCGGGACCUGGUGGGGAGAGCAGGUUGCGGAUCCUAAGCGGAAGAGGGCUGAUUUUAAGGAGAAGCGUAAUGUCGAUAGUGGUGUUUGGAUGGGUAGCGAUGAAUCUAUCGCUGAGUCUUCUUUGCCGUCGGAAGAUGCGUCGAAUUGGGGGGAGGACCUCCUGAAGACGGUGCUUGAUCCUCGGGCGCCGAGCAAAGUCUCCAAUGCGCCUUCGCUGUUCAAGGCGUCUGAUACGGUGGCAACGACGGUGCAGCCUCGACCGGUUAUUUUUCAAGGUCCCGUCGAGUCGGAGGAGCAUAAAUAUGCGAAAGCUGUGAUCAAUGAUUGUCUUGAGAAGGGCGAUGAUAGCGUUGAUCUUGGGAGCAUUAAUCUGAGGUAUAUUCCUCCAGGCCUAUUGCGACCUCUACAGCAUCUUACAAAGCUGCCCUCUUUGCAUGAGGCACCCAUUUCUGAAAACGCCUAUUUCUCGCUUCAGCCAUUUCUCCGAAUCUAUCUCUCCAACAACUCCCUUACUUCCCUAUACACUAGCGAGAUUUUCGACCUGAAAGAUCUCAAGGUUCUCAGCUUGCGUAACAACAAGCUCAUGCGGAUCCCAGAGGCGAUUCGCAAGUUGACCGCUUUGCAAGUCCUCAACGUUUCCAUGAACCGGCUCGAUGAACUCCCGUGGGAUCUUCUAUGGUUGUUGCAGCAGGGAGAAUUGAAGCAUUUCACCGCGCAUCCAAACCCAUUCCCAUCAAUUGACGAGUCCGGGACGGCCGAGUGGCACUGUCAAUUUGACAAGACCGAUGAUGAAAAUAAAGAUGAGGACGAAGACGAACUAGACAUUCCGGAAGCCUCCCCCAUCCCCAAGUUCCGCGACUAUGAAGGCGUGCCUCCCGAUGAUGCAUGGACACCUAUCCACGUCGCAACGGGACCAGUGACCCGCCUGGACAUGGAAGGUCGAAUCCUCGACGAUAGUCCAUCAUUCAACGCACCCGCCACCUCCCUCCCCGCCUCCAGAGCUCCAUCACUCCGCGAGGUCUCUCUCCGCGCGAUAUCCAAACUCCCAGGGAUCGACCAACUCACCGAUUCCGAACUUCUCGAGUUCCCCGCCCUCGUCAUCCCCCUGAUCUCCCUCGCCCGACAGACCAGGCAGGAAGGAGCACAGCGUUGCUCAAUCUGUCAGCGGGAAUUCAUCGUUUCCCGCGCUAUGUGGACGGAGUGGUGGGACUGCACUCCUCAUGAGAACGGUAUGAAGAGGCCUCGGGUUUCGGGGGAGCUGUUGAGACCGCUGCCUUUUAAGCGGGUUAGCUGCAGCUGGGCCUGUGUGCCGGGUGUGCAGGCUGUAGAAUAG